Electrophorus electricus (electric eel) is the source of this 1266-nucleotide messenger RNA. RefSeq names its product progesterone receptor membrane component 1 (gene pgrmc1). The record is from RefSeq and is a predicted model, not a curated record. Gene Ontology annotation, cellular component: membrane; endoplasmic reticulum; endomembrane system. Lineage: Eukaryota; Metazoa; Chordata; Actinopteri; Gymnotiformes; Gymnotidae.
UUGUCACGCAGAAUCGGAAACAAAAAUGGCUGAAGAGGUGGGUGAUCAGAGUUCUCCUGGAAUUCUUCAAGAAAUCUUUACCUCGCCUUUGAACCUGAGUUUGCUAUGCCUGUGUUUAUUUCUCUUGUACAAAAUAUUUCGCGGAGAUAAGCCCGCGGAUUUUUCCGAAACUGAGGAACCGUUACCUAAAUUAAAGAAGAGAGAUUUCACAUUGGCAGAUCUAAAGCCGUACGAUGGGAAGACAAAUCCGAGAAUCCUUAUGGCUGUCAAUGGGAAAGUAUUUGAUGUAACAAGAGGAAAUAAGUUCUAUGGUCCAGAGGGCCCUUAUGGGGUUUUUGCUGGCAGGGAUGCUUCUAGGGGACUGGCUACAUUCUGUCUGGAUAAGGAGGCCUUGAGUGAGACACAUGAUGAUCUUUCAGACCUCAAUGCCAUGCAGCAGGACAGCCUGAGCGAGUGGGAGACACAGUUCACACACAAAUAUGAUUAUGUUGGCAAACUGCUAAAGCCUGGAGAAGAGCCGACAGAGUACACAGACGAUGAAGAAGUGAAAGACAAAAAGAAAGAGUAGGCCAUGAGAAGCACACAUAUACCCAACUUUCUCUCGUCCGAACUUACUAGCAUUUUUGGUUGGUCGUGAAAAUAGAAAGUUCCAGUAUACCUUACUUUUUCCUUAUUUAACCUGUUUUGAGAUUAUCAACACAACUUUCAGUCUGCAUAUCUCUUAAGAAAAGUGUAGUGUAUGUGACCAUGACAGCAAAUGUGAUAUGUGCCUUGGCUGAUAUGCAACAUGCCGUUUUUCUGUUUUGAUAGGUUGUUUGGUAUUUUAUCUAACAAUUAUGUUUAAGAUACAAAGAUUGUGGUACACUACAUGCUACUUUGCAGUGUAUUUGUAAUGUUAUAUACUAUACGGAUCUACGUGAGUAGACAAAAUGUAACAUUCCAGGAUUAGGACUUUUGGUACUGAUAAGAGUGUCUGUCUGAAACAAUUGGUUUGUACCUGAAAAAAUACUGAUUAUUAAAGGAAAUGUUUGUCCCUGUUUUUCAAUGCAAAAACAAAAAUUUAAAUGUGCAGAAUCACAAUAUACCAUUAUGUCAAUGUUAGUCAUUUUUCAUGACCAUACAAAUAAAGUCCUCAACUUAAAAUACUUGUUACAGGCACCAGCCUGUCUUUUUUAUCACUGCACAGAUAAAUAGUAAUCUGACCAGGUAUAAAGAUAUAAAGUUGUUUUUAUAUAUCUUUAUGGGCAUUAAAUGCUGUGUCAUUCA